Messenger RNA from Colletotrichum truncatum, 1086 nucleotides. RefSeq names its product nadp-dependent alcohol dehydrogenase. Gene Ontology annotation, molecular function: zinc ion binding; alcohol dehydrogenase (NADP+) activity. The record is from RefSeq and is a predicted model, not a curated record. Gene Ontology annotation, biological process: alcohol metabolic process. NCBI's taxonomy places the organism in Eukaryota, Fungi, Ascomycota, Sordariomycetes, Glomerellales, Glomerellaceae.
AUGGCAACCGACUACAAGUUUGAAGGAUGGCUCGGCCACAACCCGGAGUCCGCCAACGGGAAAAUGGAAUGGGGUCCUUUCGAGCCCAAGAAAUGGACCGAGAAUGACGUCGACAUCCAGAUCACUCACUGCGGCAUCUGUGGAUCAGACAUACAUACCCUUCGCUCAGGUUGGGGUGCAACUGCGUACCCAUGUUGCGUUGGCCACGAAAUCGUCGGCAAGGCCGUCCGCGUGGGCGCCAACGUUAAUCACAUCCGUAUUGGAGAUCGAGUAGGUGUCGGCGCCCAAGCCCGGAGCUGCCUUCGUCCAGAUUGUCCAGAGUGCUCUCGCGGCGAGGAAAACGCAUGCACCCGGGAGCGCGUCGACACAUACGGCUCAUUUUACCCCAAUGACGAGGGAAAGUCUAUGGGUGGAUACGCGGAUUACAACCGCACCAACGGCCGUUUCGUCGUCAAGAUCCCAGACGGGCUGUCUUCUGAGGCUGCUGCGCCAAUGCUGUGUGGCGGCAUCACGGUAUAUGCGCCGCUCAGGAAUAACGGUUGCGGACCAGGCAAGAGCGUGGGCAUCGUCGGCCUCGGUGGGCUGGGCCACUUCGGUGUGCUUUUCGCCAAAGCUCUCGGCGCUGAUCGGGUGGUGGCCAUUUCAAGACGACGUACAAAAGAAGCCGAUGCGCUUGCGCUCGGGGCGGAUGAGUAUAUUGCUACAGCUGAUGAUGUGAAGUGGGCGUCCAAACACCGACGUACUCUCGAUCUCAUUAUCUGUACUGUUUCCAGCUCGGAUAUGCCUCUUGAGGGGUAUCUCAGGCUGUUAAGGUGGGAGGGAUCGUUCAUUCAAGUUGGAGCACCUGAUGGAGGCAAGAUGCCGGAGAUUAGUGCAUUUACUCUGAUCAUGAACAGCAUCAAAGUCGGCGGCAGUAACAUUGGAUCCAUUAACCAGAUAAAUGAAAUGCUGGACUUUGCAGUCAAAAAGAACAUCAAACCACGGAUUCAGACACGCUCAAUGUCAGACGCGAAUCAGGCCAUCGUUGAUAUGGAGGAGGGUAAGGCGCGGUACAGAUAUGUCCUAGUUAACGAGAAGCAUGCAUGA